GGAGGCGCGGCCUCUCUUCCCCGCCACUUCCGCUUCCGCUCCUCCCCUUCCGCUUCCGCUUUUCCCCUGCGGGCGGCGCUGCUGUCGGCUUCCUAGGUCCUCUCAGUCUGUGGCCUUCUCGGCCCUGCGCCUUCAGCAGCUGCUAGGGCUUCAAGACCUGCGUCCCUUCUGGUCCGGGAAUCGUCUGGCCCGAAGCCGGCCUCGGAGAAGCUGCGGGAGAUGGUGGACCCCCAGGAGUUAGUGACAUUUAAGGAUGUGGCCGUGGACUUCACCUGGGAGGAGUGGGGGCACCUGGAUGCUUUUCAGAAGGAGCUGUACAAGGAUGUAACUCUGGAGAACUAUAGGAACCUGGUGUGCCUGGGACUUGCCGUCUCCAAACCAGAUGUGAUCUCCCAGUUGGAGCAGGGGGAGGCACCUUGGACCCCUGAGAGAGAAGGCCCAAGAUGCAGAUGUGCAGACUGGGAGAUUAGGCCUGAAACUCCAAAACACAACAUUUUUAUGGGUAUAUCAUCCCAAGACAGACCCCUAAGGGAUGGUGCCUGUGUUUCCAAGUUUGGAGAAGCCUGUGAAUAUGAUGCCAAGUUAGAGAGGCAGCAAAGUAAUAAGAAGAAAAAAUCUCAGCAAGUAAUCACCCAAAGGAAUUCUUUGACCACAGUGAGAAGCCAUCCAUGUAAUGAAUAUGGCAGAAACUUAAAUCUAGCCCCUUCUCCACAACUGGGAGAACACACAGUAAAGAAUCUCCAUAAAUGUGACAAACACAUUAAGAGCUUCAGACUAAAUUCAGACCCAAGCAAAUGCAACAGAAACUCCUCAAAGAUGGCGUUUUCUAAGCACAGUGAAUAUGAGAAAUUCUUCAGUUGUAAUUCUGAUGUUAUUGAAUGUCACAGAAUUUGUACUGAAGAGAAACUUCAUGAAUAUAGUGAAUGUGGGAGCACCAUAUGCCACAGUUCAUCCAUUAUUUCUUAUCAGAGAAUUCAAUCUGGAAAGAAACUUUAUGAGUGUGAUAAAUGGGGAAAGACCUUUCCCCAGAACAUUAAACUUCUGGAACAUCAGACAACUCAUACUAGAAAAGAAGUCUAUAAAUGUAAUGAGUGUGGGAAGGCCUUUGGCCAGAGUGCACAUCUUGCUCGACAUGAGAGAAGUCAUUCUGGAGAGAAACCUUAUGGGUGUAAUCAGUGUUGGAAGGCCUUCAGCCGGCGGUCACAUCUCAUUGAACAUCAGAGAACGCACACGGGAGAGAAACCUUAUGAAUGUAAUCAAUGUGGGAAGGCCUUCGUCCGAGGCACACAUCUUACUUUACACCAGAGAACACAUAAUGGGGAGAAACCUUACGAGUGUCACGAAUGUGGAAAGGCCUUUCCCCAGAGCAUACAGCUUCUUGGACACCAGAGAAUCCAUACUGGAGAGAAACCUUAUGAAUGUAAUUACUGUGGGAAAACUUUUAGACAUAGCUCAUCCCUCAGUUCCCAUCACAGAAUUCAUACUGGAGAGAAACCUUAUGAAUGUAAUGAAUGUGGGAAGGCUUUUAAACACAGCUCUUCCCUUACUUACCAUCACAGGAUCCAUACUGGAGAAAAACCAUAUAUAUGUAACGAAUGUGGGAGGGCCUUCCCCCAGAACAUACAACUUAUUGAACAUCAGAGAAUUCAUACAGGAGAGAAGCCUUAUGAAUGUUGCGAAUGUGGGAAGACUUUUAGCCGGAGGACACAGCUUACUCGACAUCAGAGAAUUCACACUGGAGACAAACCUUAUGAAUGUAAUCAGUGUGGGAAAGCCUUUUGUCAGAAGGCCCAGCUUAGUAAACAUCAACGAGUUCACACUCAAGAGAAACCGUAUGAAUGUAACGAAUGUGGAAAGGCUUUUAGAUAUACCUCUUCACUGACAUCUCAUCACAGGAUUCAUACUGGCGAGAAGCCUUAUCAGUGCAAGGAAUGUGGGAUGACCUUUGGUUGGAACACACAGCUUAGUAAACACCAACGAAUUCAUACUGGAGAAAAAUAGGUAUUCUCUACCUAAUGUUCUCUGCUUCCACCAGAAACAGAAGCUAGGACCCUGUCUUUUUUUAUGCCCACUCAUAUUUUAGAGAUAGAAUAUUAGAGUAGUAAUAUUGCUUAGGUAAAGGACCUUAGAUUCAUUUUACAAACCAAGAAUGAGGUUUAGAACAGCCAAGGGCACAUAGAAAGGACACAGUGGUUUUUGACUGUCUUACUCUGAUUGGGAGGUAUUAAGUCCUUUAGCCAGUCAUCUUUAGACAUUCAUGUCUCAUUGUGGUGACUCUGCCAACAGAUUUGUUCCUUGGCCCUAGAAACUGUUGGUUUUCCUAUUGCCUCACUGCCAUGACUUUGCUCUUCUGAAUGUGAAUAAUAAUAAUUAACAUUUAGAUUUGAAUUAAUGUUUACAAAAUGUUUUACAAGCAUUUUGUCAUUUUAUCCUCACAACCAACCUGGAUGGAAGGUGUUAUUAUGGUCCUCAUUUAAUAGGUGAGGAGACUGAGGCAGACAGAGGUUAAUUGAUUUGCCCAGGAUCACACAUGUUAUAAAUUUGAAAGCUGGAUUUGUGUCUCUUCCAUUGUCCACGGUUAAUCAAAGCUUAGUUUCUAGUUACUAAAAUCCCUCCUGACCUCAAGGAGCACAAAAUCCUUUUAUCAUUUCAUCAGGCCUUUCCACAAGAUAACACUCCAGCUAUUCACCUGACACUUAAAUAGCUUUUAAUUUUUAUAAAAAUAGCUUUUGAUUUUUUAAAAAUACAUGCAAAUGUAUUCCAGCAUUCUCCCUUGCAAAAUCUGUGUUUCAAAACUCUCCCUUUCUCCAGAUAGCAAUCUAAUAUAGAUUAAACAUAUACAGUUCUUCUAAACU
Messenger RNA from Sarcophilus harrisii (Tasmanian devil), 2855 nucleotides. Its product is annotated as zinc finger protein 2 homolog. Gene Ontology annotation, biological process: regulation of DNA-templated transcription. NCBI's taxonomy places the organism in Eukaryota, Metazoa, Chordata, Mammalia, Dasyuromorphia, Dasyuridae. Bases 220 to 2001 code for a protein of 593 amino acids. The record is from RefSeq and is a predicted model, not a curated record. The transcript is spliced from 5 exons.